This is a messenger RNA of Zychaea mexicana, 1037 nucleotides long. RefSeq lists its product as uncharacterized. Gene Ontology annotation, molecular function: protein binding. Lineage: Eukaryota; Fungi; Mucoromycota; Mucoromycetes; Mucorales; Lichtheimiaceae. The transcript is spliced from 5 exons. The coding region runs from base 137 to 628 and encodes 163 amino acids. The record is from RefSeq and is a predicted model, not a curated record.
ACAUUUAAAGAAACAACUGCUGCCCAAAAUUGGCAAUUGAAGGUGGCGCGUACGUACAUCACUCUCACCCAUUCUCUUUUUGCCAAUUGCAUAGAACGCAACCCACAUUUACGUUUUCUGUCAACAAAGUUUUAUUAUGAAUUCCGAAGAAACUUUUAAAAAAGGCGUCGAAUAUCGCGAAGCAGGCAAUGAAGCCUUCAAAAAGGGCGAUUAUCCCGCAGCAUUAUCAAACUACUAUCACGCACUUCUGCAUUUGCGAACUGUCGGUGGUCUUCAGCCUGCAAACGAUUUGAAAGAGAGAUCGAACGAGCAACUCGUCAAGAUUUACAACAACCAGUGUGCUGUUUUGGCAAAGCAGGAGAAAUGGCCGCGCGUUUUGGAUACAGCCACCAAGGCACGCGAAAUCGAUGCUGAAAACUUAAAAUCCAAGUUCCGGCAAGGUCAGGCGUAUGCUCGCAUGGGUGAUGUGGACAAGGCAAAAGAAGUGUUGAACGAGGUGUUGCAAAAGGAUCCCAAAGAUGCGGCGGUCAAGCAGGAAUUGGCAUUGAUCAAGCAGCAGGAUAAGAAGGGACAAGAGCAAGUAAAAAAGGCGUACUGGGGCAUGUUUGAUCAACAAAAGAAGGCCUAGAUGGUCAAUGCAGCAGCCAUGACAAAGAGUACGAAUAGCACGAUCAGUAAUACCAUAGUAUACCCCGUCCAUCCAUGUCCCACAGCAAUCCGACGCUCCAAAAUCUGGUUCAUGUUUCUCAAAUAAAUCAUGACCCCAACGCAUAUACUCGCAAGCCCAAGUGCCACGAAAAUGUACGACACAACCUGAACUUGGAUCGAUGCUGGAUCGUCUGUCCAAGGUAUUGAAUUAGAGGGUGCGAAUACUUUGGUUGGCAGGUCCAACAGCGUCAUAAAGCCUGCACAUCGUUUACAUAUAUAUGAGCAUGGGUGUCUCUCUGUGUUGUGCGCACUGUCUAACUAGAGUGUUGCUUCUCCACGACGAGUGUAUACCCAUGUGGGGGUUGUUGUGUGGAGAAGUAAAUUGAAUU